Arctia plantaginis is the source of this 2427-nucleotide messenger RNA. NCBI's taxonomy places the organism in Eukaryota, Metazoa, Arthropoda, Insecta, Lepidoptera, Erebidae. The record is from the annotation of a GenBank genome assembly.
AUGAAGAAUACUACAAAAAUACCAGAAUUUAUUAAAACGAUUCAGGAUGGUGAAGAAGUUGAAGAUUACUCUGAAGAAUCGGAUGAAGAAGUAGAAUAUCAACCAUCAAAACAGAAAGUCAAACGGAAAGCAGAUUUCAAUCUAAAGUUUCAGUUUGUAGCAUCCGUCGAUGAAUAUAAUAAGAAUACAUGGGAUGACCUUCAGAAGUAUGUGAGACGCAAUGUUAAGAGAACCAUCGAUGAAAAGAUAGAGAGGCGAAGAGCUCAAGUUAAGGUGAACGGUAACUCAAACGAUGUAGACACUGACUCUGAAGUUGACCAAAAAGAGAGUGAUGUUGAUGAACUAGAGAUAUCAGAUGAUGAGCUCAAAAAGGAUGAAAUAAAGACAAAAGAACAGAAAAUUACCAAGAAGCAGAAGUUAAAAGACGAGUUGGAAAAUGCAGAAGGUGAACAGGGUGCAAAAAUUGAGUAUGACUCUGACUUCUUUGAAGAACCACCCCCAUAUGAUGAGAAUGCAUCUUUCUACAUGAUGAAUCUGUCCCGACCAAUACUGAAGGCCAUCGGAGCACUGAAUUAUGUACAUCCCACACCAAUUCAAGCUGCCACAAUACCUGUGGCUCUACUGGGGAAGGACGUAUGCGCCUGCGCAGCUACUGGUACGGGUAAAACUGCUGCGUACAUGCUACCGAUCUUGGAGCGGCUCUUGUAUAAGUCAGCCGUGGGCGACAGAGUCACUAGGGUACUUGUUUUGGUGCCUACGAGAGAAUUGGGUGCUCAGGUUCAUACAGUAACGAGACAGCUAUCACAGUUUACAUCCGUCACUGUCGGACUCUCCGUCGGUGGUUUGGACGUCAAAUAUCAAGAAACAGUGCUGAGACGCAAUCCGGACAUAGUGAUAGCGACGCCUGGUCGUCUCAUAGAUCACAUCAGGAACACACCAUCAUUUGGUCUGCAUUCGAUCGAAGUCUUGGUCCUAGAUGAAGCAGACAGGAUGCUGGACGAAUACUUCGCGGAACAGAUGAAGGAGAUCAUACGUCAGUGUUCCCCCAAGCGUCAGACCAUGUUGUUCUCUGCCACCAUGAGUGACGAGGUCAAGGACUUGGCGGCUGUAUCCUUGAAGAAACCUGUCAAGCUGUUCGUUGAUUCUAACAAGGAUGUCGCCUUCAAUCUCAGACAGGAGUUUGUUAGGAUCCGUCGCGAGCGCGAGUCGGACCGCGAGGCGCUGCUGGCGGCGCUGGUGUGCCGCACGUUCCGCGACCGCGCCGUGGUCUUCGUGCAGACCAAGAAACAGGCGCACCGACUCCACGUCGCACUCGGACUCCUCGGAGUUAAAGUAGCGGAGCUGCACGGCGCAUUGAACCAGCCUCAACGGCUGGAUUCUCUGAAGCGGUUCAAGGAGGAGCAGGUGGAUGUACUGGUAGCCACCGACGUGGCCGCCCGGGGACUGGACAUCCCGGGGGUCAAGACUGUGCUCAACUUCACAUUGCCCGCUACACUUGAACAUUAUAUACAUCGGGUGGGCCGCACGGCGCGGGCGGGUCGCGCGGGGGUGUCGGUGUCGCUGGCGGGCGAGGCGGAGCGCGCGCUGGUCAAGGCCAUCGUCAGGCGCGCCAAGCGGGCCGUCAAGUCGCGCCAGGUGCCGCCCGACAUCGUCGCCAAGUACCGCCUCAGGCUCGCGCGACUCGAGCCCGAGAUCUCCGCAAUCCUUGAUGAAGAAUAUGCAGAAAAGCAAAUGAAUAAAAUGGAACGUCAAACCGCCAAAUUGGAAGGAGCCAUAAAGAAAGACGAUGUCCAACAAGGACCCAAAAUAGAACUGCAAAGACAGAGGGAGUGGUUCCAGACGCCCAAAGAGAAGAGGGAAGAGAAAGAGAGGCUUACACUUGCUUUACACCCAGAUAAAGAAAAGAAGAAGGGGGGUAAAGGUAAGAAGCGAAAGCACGAAGACGAUGACUCAGAAGAUGAGAAGAAUAAGAAGAAAAAGAAGCCCAAUAAACAUAAAGCUAAAGACACACCCGAGGAGAGAGUCAACCGAGAGAUGGAGAAGGUGGCGUUGCUGCAGUCCCGUAUGGCCAAACGUACGAAGAAACAACGAAGAAUCCGCGCCGUCGAGGACGAUGACGACAGACCUCGCUUCAACGCGAACAAACAAAACAUAACAAAGAAGAAAAAACAGACCAACUUCGCUAAUGACCUAACAGACACGUCCCGGUCGGCCACUAAGAGACUGAGAUAUGACGCUAACAAAACUCAGAAAGGUAAAGGCAUAGGAGAAAGGCCUGGCAAAAAGCCGACAGGAAAGCCGAGCAAAGGAUUUGGAGGGAAGCCGGGUAAGGGAGGCGGUGGAAAGCCGGGCAAAGGCAAGCCAUCGAAGACGUUCGGAAAGCCUCAGGCCGCAAAAAAUAGCGGUGCUAGAAGGAAAAAUAAAUAA